AUGCAGAGUCACAGCAGUCGCCACGGCAACGACACAGGAGCUGAGUCAGAGGUCGCCAUGGCAGCGACACAGGAGCAGAGUCAGAGGUCGCCAUGGCAGCGACACAGGAGCAGAGUCAGAGGUCGCCAUGGCAGCGACACAGGAGCAGAGUCAGAGGUCGCCAUGGCAGCGACACAGGAGCAGAGUCAGAGGUCGCCAUGGCAGCGACACAGGAGCAGAGUCAGAGGUCGCCAUGGCAGCGACACAGGAGCAGAGUCAGAGGUCGCCAUGGCAGCGACACAGGAGCAGAGUCAGAGGUCGCCAUGGCAGCGACACAGGAGCAGAGUCAGAGGUCGCCAUGGCAGCGACACAGGAGCAGAGUCAGUGGUCGCCAUAGCAGCGACACAGGAGCAGAGUCAGAGGUCGCCAUGGCAGCGACACAGGAGCAGAGUCAGAGGUCGCCAUGGCAGCGACACAGGAGCAGAGUCAGUAGUCGCCAUGGCAGCGACACAGGAGCAGAGUCAGAGGUCGCCAUGGCAGCAACACAGGAGCAGAGUCAGAGGUCGCCAUGGCAGCGACACAGGAGCAGAGUCAGUGGUCGCCAUAGCAGCGACACACGAGCAGAGUCACAGCGGUCGCCAUGGCAGCGACACACGAGCAGAGUCACAGCGGUCGCCAUGGCAGCGACACACGAGCAGAGUCACAGCGGUCGCCAUGGCAGCGACACACGAGCAGAGUCACAGCGGUCGCCAUGGCAGCGACACAUGA
Molecule: messenger RNA, 747 nt
Organism: Knipowitschia caucasica
Lineage: Eukaryota; Metazoa; Chordata; Actinopteri; Gobiiformes; Gobiidae
Source: the annotation of a GenBank genome assembly